Talaromyces stipitatus ATCC 10500 is the source of this 2567-nucleotide messenger RNA. RefSeq lists its product as uncharacterized. NCBI's taxonomy places the organism in Eukaryota, Fungi, Ascomycota, Eurotiomycetes, Eurotiales, Trichocomaceae. The transcript has 3 exons. The record is from RefSeq and is a predicted model, not a curated record. The coding region runs from base 37 to 1440 and encodes 467 amino acids.
UACCUUGUCACCAUCAAUUACUGAUUUGACUGCGCUAUGCCGCCGUUCCCAGGUGAAGACCGUUUACUGACGCUCUUCGCCGACGUCCACUACUAUUUCACAAACCCUACGCCCAAUCCCGCUUAUCACCGAUUCGAUAAAGGAUCGUAUCUGUAUGUAUACCAUGAUGUUGCGCGGGGUAGCGCCAGAUUAGAGGUUGCGAAUAACCCAGGCACAAACGAUCAAGAUGCUUUUCAAGGAGCUCUCGAUCAUAUUCACAUGGUACAUUCGACCAGAUUUCCGACAUUAGUUACUGUGACCGUCGGUUCGCAAGUUGAGAACUCUCCAGUUUCGGCCCAUAGUCCUGUUGGAAUCCAGGACUCAUGGCUCCUACCAUUUACAGACCCCAGAGAUCAGCGUAAACACAAUUUCCGUUUACAUACCUUGGAUAUAUAUUUCUGGACUGUCGAGGAUGCGGAUCAGUUCCUGGACGCUGUUGCACGGAUUCUCCCCCCUCAGCAACUAGAAAGUGAUCGCCAGGUUCAACAACCUCAAACCGUUUCAGAGCCUGCGGUAAGCCGGGUGGUAGAACAAUUGGAAAAUGUCGCGAUUACGGACCCCGCGUAUCAGAAUGGACAAACGAGAGACUCUCGCUCCGAACCGCAGCCGACUAGCAAAGAGCAGCCGCCGGCCAAGGCAGAAACAACAGACUACACCCCUCUGGCGUAUAAUCCAGCUGCUCCUGCGGCUCCAGAACCGAUCAAACAUAGAGAAAAGACUCCUCCGCCUGAAGAUGCCGGAGAAGGAACCGGUCUUGUUGCAGCUGCUGUAGCAGAUGAAACUCAACAUUACCCUCCUGCACAAGGCUUGAGCAACUUUUCACACCCGCAAGCGUACACAAAUCUUACUCUUGCACGAUACGGAUAUAGCUCCCCACCUCCCAGCGCUGGAUUGUCGAUGUCACAAGGCAUCACGGGACCACCAAGCUACAGCGCGACAACUUUGGCCGGUCCACCGCCCACCCAAGCAGGCGGCAUGACAUUUGCACCACCACCCCAAAAUCCGAAUGCUCAUCUCUUCUCACAAAACUCCUUCGACUCGCAACCCCACCACGCCCCCCAUCCUCAAUACGCAGAUUACCUCCAACAAUCCCACAACGGCAACAACAAUCAUAGCCCAUCCACCCCCGAAGAUGAACGCGUUAUCUUAAACGGAGGCUACUCAAAUUACUCCUAUGCACAACCUGUGCAACAUCAAUACGGUCAACUAAACACCGAAUACGAUAUUCACAACCAGAUCUAUAUCCCCACAGAAGCCGAACUGAAGGGCUCGAAACAUGGUAAAGCUGGUUCUCAAAGCUCAAAGUCGUCGUCGAGGGGUACUAAGAUUGAGGCUGGACUGGGGAGGAUGGAUAGUAAGGUCAAUGGGUUUUUGAAGAAGAUUGAGAAGAGAAUUGGCUAGUCCUUUCUCUAUAUGUGUGCAACAUUUGUGUAUGGGAUCAUAUGUAAUGGCCGUCUAGCAUGUUCUUAUUUAUGCGUCGUGUUGUGUUUUCGUAAGCAUUGUCAUGUGUCUUUUUUCUUUACUUGAAAUUGUAUCCAAAUAUCAUAUAUCGUUCAUUUUCUUGAUGGAAAGCGUUUUUUUCAUCUAUUUUCAGAAGGACAAUAGUAUCCUAUCCCCAUCCAAAGUGCACAUGCAAAUAGAAACCAAAAGAGGAGAAGAUCUUUAUAAGAUUCAUAUUAUACAUAUUAGUUUUUCAUAGUGGAUUGAAACCUGCAACCACACCAUCUAUGUACGUCUAUUUUGGGAUACCAGAACCUUCGACUGGACCCAUUAGUAGACAGGUCCAUCCCCUCUUUUUCGAUUAGAUUAGUGGGGAUAUAUUGCUUUUGCUUUUCGGUUCUAUUCAGGCCGUCGGCAUCGAUUCCAUACGAUCAUCUUCUUCGUGCAACGUAUUUCAAUAAUCCAUGUAUCCCAGACUGUCGUGGAUGAUUCCACAUAAUCGUCCCUCCGAGCGCAAGACCAGCGACAACAGUCGCAAAAACCGCCGUACCAAGACUGGCAGUCAAGAGAAGACGCUGUCUCUCAACGGCUUUCAUAAUCUCCGAGUAUCGCAUAUUACUAAAACUGACUCGCGAGUAUUGUGUUCGCCAGCCUAGUUCCGGCAUAUAGCGGUCCAGGUUCUCUUCGAUGAAUUUGCGGAUCUUGUACCAGCGGGAGUUAACGCCGGCACGCAUUUCGAUGAAGUUGCCUUUGGAUAAGUCGUUGAUGGCGUAUGCGUCUGCUACUCGUGUUUUGGUGUAUGCCUCAAAGGCCGCGUUUCGCGCCUUGUCUCUGGAGAUGGUAUCGAGUGACGGGUCGUAUACGCCGUGCGAGUCAAGAAUCUCGAAAAGCACCCUGACAUCUUCCAUUCCGGCAUUCAGUCCCUGUCCGUAGAAUGGAAGUACAGCAUGUGCUGCAUCACCAAUGAUGACGACGCUGGCAUCAUAGUGGUGAGGCUUGCAUUUAAUACUGAUAAGUGGAAGAUGUUGAUUAUGAGUAAAUUGUCGAUAUAGCUCUUCAGGUGAGAUCAGCUCUGGGGACACUCCUGG